AUGGUAUACAUUACCUCCGACCUCUUCGGCCCCAGCACCGCACGUGAUUGGCAACAAGACAAUACAUCUCACAAUUGGCAUACCAUGGCCCCCGACCAGCCCGCCGCCGGUCUUGGCAAGAGAAAGCGACAAGCAGGCGACGACAAACCACAACUAUACGAACGCCCGUGUACCUCACUUCACACAUCUGGCACCGACAUCUCCCCAAAGACCAUCCCACGUCACCACCGCUCCUCCCUAAGCCGCGACACCACCCGCCUCCACCACCCCAAUACCCCGCCAUUCGACUCCAACAACAACACCCUCUCCUAUGCCUUCCUCCCCUCAAAAGCCCACGACUUCCCGUCCGACCGCCGCCCCGUCAAACAACUCAAACGCUUCAGUCCAAAAGCCUCCCUCGUAAAAUCAACCUCGCACCUCAUGGAUAUCGAUCUCGACGUUCAAUCUCCUACUACUACUACUACU
Messenger RNA from Bipolaris oryzae ATCC 44560, 465 nucleotides. RefSeq lists its product as uncharacterized. The record is from RefSeq and is a predicted model, not a curated record. The annotation marks the transcript as partial. Lineage: Eukaryota; Fungi; Ascomycota; Dothideomycetes; Pleosporales; Pleosporaceae. The transcript has a single exon.